Messenger RNA from Penicillium brasilianum, 1410 nucleotides. The record is from the annotation of a GenBank genome assembly. Lineage: Eukaryota; Fungi; Ascomycota; Eurotiomycetes; Eurotiales; Aspergillaceae.
UCCCCCGUGGCCCUUCGUCCUGCGUUUCUGUUUCUCCUUUCCCAGAGUUGCGCGUGUCGGUUCACUAUUCCUUUCUUUUCCGAUCCUUGAGAUCAUUCUUCGAUCAUUUCCAGCUUCUAGUUGCCUGUGCCGUGCACGGUCUAGAGUCCUUCCUUUCGAAACACAUUCAUUCCUUUUCGAGAACAGGUAUUCUCGAAUCCCUCGUCCAUUCCAUCCUUUCUGUGAAUAAGACACAAGUACAUUAUCUCUUUUGAACAUAUCAAGAUGGUUUCCUUCUCCAAGCUGUUCACCACCGGCCUUCUCGCCACCUCGGCCCUCGCCAUCCCAGUCGCUAAGCCGGUGACCGUCGAGGUGCAGAAGCGCAACAGUACUCUCAGUACCAAGCGUGGCGCCGCCUUCAAUGACAUCUCCACCGUUCCCGUACUCAGCUCCGCUGGUACCAUCUCCUGGGCCUACAACUGGGCCUUAUCGCUCUCCGGCAGCCUGCCCUCCAACGUCGAAUACGUGCCCAUGCUCUGGGGUGCCAAGGACUUCGGUGGCUGGUUUACCGCCGUUGAGACUGCUCUAUCCUCCGGCAGCAGCUAUAUUCUGGGUUUCAAUGAGCCCGAUAUGACUUCCCAGGCCGACAUGUCUGCCUCCCAGGCCGCCAGCUAUUACAAGACCUACAUCACUCCCUACUCCGGCAAGGCCAAGCUCAUCUCUCCCGCCGUCUCCUCGUCCACCACCAGUGGUUUGGGUCUGUCCUGGUUCGAGGAGUUCAUGACUGACUGCUCGUCGUGCGAGAUCAGCGGACUUGCUGUCCACUGGUACGGAGAGACCGCCGAUCAGUUCAAGUCCUUCGUUACCGAGGCCGUGAGCACUGCUUCCACCUACGGUCUCUCCGAGGUCUGGGUUACCGAGUUUGCGCUCAACGCUGAUGCUGGUGGUGUCUCUGAUGCUGCUACCACCGCUGCCUUCCUCGAGACGGUCCUCCCCUGGCUCGACGCCAACACUAACGUGACCCGCUACUCGUACUUCUAUUGCGCCGACAACUACCUUCUCUCCGACAGCACUCUGAACCAGGCUGGUCAGGCGUAUGUCUCCUAAGAGUACGGUGUGUGAUGUGUAUGUUGUACGCCUGCGGCGCUUGUACAUGAGUGGGGUUGAAUGGGAGACAUUACCAAUAGAUCAAGGACUUUUCUCUGUCAUCUGGCGUCUGAAGUAUAGGAGCUCAUUUGUUUAUUCCCCGAAUGUCCUGGUCUCUGCUCUGGCGCAAUGAGACGGUAAUAUCUCGUUGGGAUUAUAUUUCCUUCUUUCUUUGUCACAUAUUUCAUUCCCUUGGCGUUGAUAAAAAUAUCUUCUCUCACAUAUGGUGGAAAAGUAGCUUACGGUUGAUUUGAUUUGUUUUGCUUCAAUCCACUUCCCCCCCCC